Molecule: messenger RNA, 1299 nt
Organism: Ilex paraguariensis (yerba mate)
Lineage: Eukaryota; Viridiplantae; Streptophyta; Magnoliopsida; Aquifoliales; Aquifoliaceae
Source: the annotation of a GenBank genome assembly
GUGCAUUUAACUUCCACCUCCCAAACUCGUCUCCAGUCCCAACGCCACGCCUCUCUCUCGCUCUCGCUCUCCUCUGUGUCAACUUACCCAACUCUGCGAAGGCUCAGGCCACUACCGUUCAUGGCGGUCGGAAUUUCCUUCGCUAGCGGCCGAUCUUUCCGCUUCGGACGAAACCCAUUCCUAGGCCAAAAACCCACCUCCACACUCACUACCGCUUCGCUUCUGUUCUCUCCUUCAAUUCGCCAAUUCGAUUCGACUCUUAGGUUUCGAAGAAAGCCUAAUUUUACUGUUUGUUUUGUUGUUGAAGACGAAAAAUCGAAAACCCAGAUUGAGACUCGCACGGAGGAGAGUGAAGAAGAGGUUGAAAAGCAAAUCUCAGCGUCAGAGAUUCGUGUGGCACAGAAAUUGGCGAGGAAGAGAUCAGAAAGGUUUACUUACUUAGUUGCGGCUGUUAUGUCAAGUUUUGGCAUUACAUCGAUGGCCGUUAUGGCUGUGUAUUAUAGAUUCUCAUGGCAAAUGGAGGGUGGAGAAAUCCCCUUUUCGGAGAUGUUGGGUACAUUUGCUCUCUCUUUUGGCGCUGCUGUGGGAAUGGAGUUUUGGGCGAGGUGGGCUCAUAGAGCUCUCUGGCACGCUUCGCUAUGGCACAUGCAUGAGUCACACCAUAAACCCAGAGAAGGACCUUUUGAGCUAAACGACGUGUUUGCCAUAGUUAACGCCGUUCCGGCCAUAGCCCUCUUAUCCUAUGGUUUCUUCCAUAAAGGCCUCAUUCCUGGUCUCUGUUUCGGCGCUGGCCUUGGAAUUACAGUGUUUGGCAUGGCGUAUAUGUUUGUCCAUGACGGUCUUGUUCAUAAGAGGUUCGCAGUGGGACCCAUUGCAGAUGUACCCUAUUUCAAAAGAGUCGCUGCAGCUCACCAGCUGCACCACUCGGACAAGUUCAAUGGAGUACCAUAUGGGUUGUUCUUGGGACCUAAGGAAGUUGAAGAAGUCGGAGGACUUGAAGAGUUGGAGAAGGAAAUAAGUCGGAGAAUUAAAUUGUCGAACAACUAGUUCAUGAUCAACCCACCUUACAAUGUCACUUACAGUUAUUGUCAGUUUAGACAGAAAGUAGUGUGGUUAAUGAAAUGAUUUUGACAUACUGUCUUGCUCCAAUGGAAAAGGAAACGGUAGAGAAAAAAGAUACCAGCUUUUUUCAAAAGAGUUUUAUAUUCAUUGCAUAAUGUUUUCGCAUCUAGUUAUGAACGAUAAAUAGUAGAUGGUCUUAUUUUCAUUUGAGAGGUUAAUUUGAAAACUUGAACUAGC